GUUAGGUUAUAAGAUAAUUUGAUAAUUAACAUUUUGUUUUGUUAAAAAUUACAUUAAUUACUGUCAUGUGUAUUUAUAUUUACGUAGCUCAGGCGUAAUUUUACGCGCGCUCAGUAUUUACGAUAUUAUGAGUGACCUCCAUCACCUCUACUGAUAAGUAGAGAAUUUUUUCUCGGUUAUUUUAACCUUGCGCGAUCGUUCGUUAAGUAAUAAGCUUCCCCAAUAUCCCAUUUUUUUAUCGGCCGAAUUUGGAAAAAACUUAAGGUAAAAUGGGUGAUAAGGAGCCUAAACGAAUUCCUAACUAUGUAAAAUUUGCGUUCGGCGGUGCCUCUGGUAUGAUGGCCACAGUGUUUGUUCAGCCCUUGGAUUUAAUUAAAAACCGAUUACAAUUGAGCGGCCAAGCUAGCCAAUCGGCUGAGCCCAAAACCAGUAUGCAGGUCGUAAGGUCCAUUAUUAAAAAUGAAGGGAUAAGGACUAUUUACACUGGCCUCUCGGCUGGUCUUCUGAGGCAGGCCACAUACACCACCACUCGAUUGGGAAUCUAUACUUGGUUAUUUGAAAGUUUUUCAAAGGAGGGAGUACCACCGAAUUUUCUAACUAAAGCUGCUUUGGGUAUGCUGUCAGGAAUGUGCGGAGCGUUUAUUGGUACUCCGGCAGAAGUUGCCCUAAUAAGAAUGACUGCAGACGGCAGAUUACCACUCGCAGAACGAAGAAACUACAAAAACGUAUUUAAUGCUCUCUUAAGAAUAUAUAGGGAAGAAGGUCUUUUAACGUUGUGGCGAGGUGCGGUGCCCACCAUGGGCAGAGCGAUGGUAGUAAAUGGAGCCCAGUUGGCCAGUUAUUCGCAGGCCAAACAGUCCCUGGUUAAUACCGGUUACUUCCAGGAGGGUAUUUUGUUACAUUUUAUGGCAUCUAUGAUUUCUGGUUUGGUCACCACUGCCGCCAGUAUGCCCGUCGAUAUUGCCAAAACCCGGAUCCAAAAUAUGAAAAAUAUCGAUGGCAAACCGGAAUUCAAGGGACCGCUGGACGUCUUGGGCAAAAUAGUGAAGAACGAGGGCGUAUUUGCUUUAUGGAAGGGCUUCUUCCCUUACUACUUCCGUUUGGGGCCACACACCGUGAUAACUUUUAUAUUUUUGGAGCAAAUGAAUGGGGCUUAUAAUAAGUAUAUUUUGAAGCAAGAGGGGGUGGGAGCGCUUUAACGAAAGCUCUUGUCUAGGGAAUCUUGUUUAAUGAUCUGUGUGACGAUUUUUGACUCGUUUGUGCAGGUUAAAAAGAGCCGCAGAAAAAAUUAUUUUCAGUUGUAGGUAGAGGAAUUUUUAUUUACACACCAAUACAUUGCAUUGCUUUAAAUCUAUUCCAUAUGUCUGAUAUAUACGUAAUUUUUUUUGUUUUACACGGAAUAAUAAUAAAAAUGUAAUUUGUUCUUUAUUGAUAUAAUAUAUAUAUUAUUUUUCUUA
Molecule: messenger RNA, 1457 nt
Organism: Anthonomus grandis grandis
Lineage: Eukaryota; Metazoa; Arthropoda; Insecta; Coleoptera; Curculionidae
Product: mitochondrial 2-oxoglutarate/malate carrier protein
Exons: 5
Coding region: 270-1199 (309 amino acids)
Biological process (GO): malate transmembrane transport; oxaloacetate transport; succinate transmembrane transport
Molecular function (GO): oxaloacetate transmembrane transporter activity; thiosulfate transmembrane transporter activity; malate transmembrane transporter activity
Source: RefSeq, a predicted model, not a curated record